Molecule: messenger RNA, 1896 nt
Organism: Oncorhynchus tshawytscha (Chinook salmon)
Lineage: Eukaryota; Metazoa; Chordata; Actinopteri; Salmoniformes; Salmonidae
Product: tumor necrosis factor receptor superfamily member 17
Exons: 3
Coding region: 239-793 (184 amino acids)
Biological process (GO): tumor necrosis factor-mediated signaling pathway
Molecular function (GO): signaling receptor activity
Source: RefSeq, a predicted model, not a curated record
UUACCUACUUUCUGUGGUGAAUAACACCCUCGUGCUGUGGGUAUAGUUCCUCUCUCGUUCUGAAAUCUCACCAGUCUCUGUGUAGCAGAGGGAUUUCCCCUACAUUACACAUUAUUUACAUAUUAUGUAUUCUCUUUUAAAACCUGAACCACAUAACUGCCCAGUCAAUCUCAGUCACUGAAACUGGAAAGUGCAUCUAUUUCUGAUCUUAUUCUUGAUUGUCUUAUACUUUAUUGCUAUGUCAGAAGGACAGUGUGGACUGGGAUACUACUAUGAUGGGCUAGUCGAGGAGUGUAAACAAUGUUAUUUACGAUGCAAUUCACCACCCAGGGUUUGCACAACAUACUGUACUCAAUCAUCAGAGAGCAAAGCCCCAGAGCCGUUCAACAUUCGUCUGACCCUGGUCUGGCUGUUUGUGUUCCUGUGUGCUUUUACUACUCUCCUGCUGCUGCUGCAGGUACUGAGGAAGAAGACAUGCAGACGUUUCCCAAGGAACAAAUUAUCACCACUACAGGAAGCAGAGUGUCCUGGGACUGAGAGGGUCUCUGAUUUCCCUGAGCAGACAGUGGUUAUCAUGGGACAGGACAGCUUGACGAGUGGAGCUGGAGCCAUGGUUCUCCAGGAGGGAACAAACUGCCAGACUCCCGACUGCAACUCCAACCUGCCUGUCCCUUCCACUGAGGAGGGCACCACCAUACUGGUCACAACCAAGACAGUACAGAUCUUUAACCACACAGAUGACAUUACAGAGGGAAAGACAUUGGGGUUGUGGAGGUCUGGCUUUGCAGCUUGAUGUCUCUUACCCCCCCCCCCCACACACACACACACACACACACACUGCUUGCCAUAGAAAGUGAAAACUAUCAAUGAAUGUGUUUGAAAACAAGUGAAUGUUUAACAGAGAUUAUAGUAAUGAACUACAGAUCCCACCACCCCCUACCCUACCCUAUCAUAUGACAACAGUGUGUCUGGUCAUGUGACCGGCAGUGCCGACGAUGUUUCGCUUUGCAGGCAGUGGCACAAUAAAUGUAUUUUAUUACAAUUGAAUGAUUAUCCAGAGCUACUACAGUCCAGUCACUGAAACUACAACUGCUUCUGGGUUUGUAAAUCAAACAUUUGAUCUACAAAUGUGACUCGGUUUAACUCUUAUUGCGAUAGUGAUAAACGGCUACUCGCAGGCCUCUGUAGUUCCAGCCGACAUGCGCAACAGUGGGCCAAGCACCCCGGUUGUGUUGAUGGGAAGAAGGGAGUGCAAAAUCAUGGAAGUAGUGCUCUCUGCCUCCCAGGGUUCGGUUCGUACAGAAUAGCAAUAGAAUUCUGGAUUUCCACCAUGUCGAACCGAAGAGCUAUGAACUAGUUUACUUGUGGUGUGUCAACAACAACACUAACGACUCGGACUGACAGCAUGAACGGUGAGUUGUAGCUAAAAACAAAAUCACUUUUUGUUCUACCAUCACCAAUUGAAAUGGCUUUGGUUUAUUACAGGAAUUUUGUAUGUUUUGUGCACAUAUAGGCCUAUUAAAGCAAUGCGGUUUAGAAUGAAGGACAACGCAUCAUUCUCAUAAUGAGUUCAGGCAGGCGUAAAGGAUAGAUAAUGACACUUCCCGCGGGUAUCUUGAAUCUCCUCAUGCAAAUCGAAUUAUGGCUUGACUGCAUGACAUAGUAGUCAUGAAUAAAUGUUGAUACAUCAAAGAGAAACCCCUCUAACCAUAUUAGACCUUUUUUUGUUAUUGCUCCUGACCAACCUCAUCUAGCCCAUUACUUUCUCCAAGGUCGUGUUUUCUUAGCAAACUGCAUGUAUUUGUUGGUGAACAACCUUUUCUUGUUAUUACAGUAUCUCCAAAAUGUGUUAUGUCACUUUCCUACUGUAGAAUAAAGAUAUAUUUGACCAAAUCA